AUGUCGGCCUUACGGAUUCUAUCAACGCGAAACCUACUACGAUUAACACCUCAGAGGUCUUAUGGACUCAGGACAACGCUACCUUCGGCAUAUAUCGUUCCCAUUGCGCGACGUGGUUUUCAUCUGUCACUCACAAGAUAUGCCCAACCUCCUGGAAAUGGUAUCGGAGGAGGCGGAGGAUUUCCUGGCUUUAGUCUCGGGCCUCAGCAUCAAAAGGGUGAUGCUCUGAAGGAAUAUAGUGUGGAUCUCACUGAACUAGCCAAGAACGGAAAGCUUGAUCCAACUAUUGGAAGGGAUGAAGAAAUCCGAAGGACGAUACAGAUUUUAUCGCGGCGAACCAAAUCCAAUCCUGUGCUUAUAGGGCCGCCGGGUGUUGGUAAAACUGCUAUUCUCGAAGGUCUUGCUAGCCGUAUCGUUGCGAAAGAAGUUCCAGAAUCGCUUCACAGUAAACGAGUUUUGUCAAUUGACCUCUCCGCAAUCAUGGCUGGUUCUGGGAUUCGGGGUCAGUUCGAGGAAAAAUUCAAAGCUUUGAUAAGGGAUAUUGAGGAGGAGGCGGGGAAUGUGAUUUGUUUUAUAGACGAAGUCCAUACCCUCUUCAACCUUGGAAAAGCCGAAGGCAGCAUCGACGCUGGCCAAAUGAUCAAACCCGCAUUGGCACGUGGUCUCCAGCUCGUAGGUGCAACGACGCCUGACGAAUAUCGAAAGACCAUCGGCAAGGAUGCUGCUCUUGAACGACGAUUCCAACCGGUGCAAAUCUCGGAACCCAGUGUAGAAUCGACCAUUUCAAUAUUACGUGGUCUCAAGCCCAGAUACGAAGUUCACCACGGAGUUGAAAUCUCUGAUUCAGCGCUCGUUACGGCUGCAGUCUAUUCAGCCAGAUAUGUGUCUGACCGGUACUUGCCGGACAAGGCCAUAGAUCUCGUCGAUGAAGCAGCUUCAGCUUUGCGGUUGGCGCAAGAGAGUAAACCCGACGAGCUAGAGACAUUGGAUCGAGAGGUCAUGACAUUACAGAUAGAGCUGGAAAGUUUGAGGAAUGAAACGGACGUGUUCAGUGUUGAGAGACGGCAGAAAGUUGAAGAGACCUUGGAAAAGAAGAGAGCAGAGGCGAAGAGGCUCACUGAACUUUGGCAAUCUGAACGAGCUAGCCUCGAUAGAAUCAAGGAUCUCAAGGAGCGUCUUGAAGAGGCAAAACAUCAACUAGAAGUUGCCCAACGUCAAGGUCAAUACGAACUUGCUUCUCGUCUCCGCUUCUCCAGUAUUCCGGAACUCGAACGCCAACUACCGAAGGAGGAAGAUCGGGAGACAGAAGUAGACAGUCCACUGGCGAUGUUGCAUGACCGUGUCACCUCCAACGACAUCGCACGAGUCGUGGCGAAAGCAACCGGGAUUCCAGUUCAGAACCUACUCAAAGGCGAGAAGGACAAGUUAGUUCAUAUGGAAGAUACCAUAAGACAACGCGUCGUUGGACAAAAUCAUGUAGUUGAAGCUAUCAGUGACGCUGUGCGUAUAUCACGCGCUGGUCUCCAGGCGCCGAAUCGUCCUGUCGCUUCCUUUCUUUUCCUUGGUCCUACGGGCGUCGGAAAGACUGAAUUGUGCAAAGCGUUGGCUGGUUUCCUGUUUAAUGACGAGCAGCGUGGUCUGAUCAACAUCAACAUGUCUGAGUAUCACGAUCGACACACUAUCUCUCGCCUCAUUGGUGCCGCUCCGGGCUAUGUAGGCUUCGAAGAAGGAGGCCAGCUCACGGAGGCCGUGAGGCGCAAGCCGUAUGCCGUCAUCUUACUGGACGAACUUGAGAAAGCCCAUAAGGACGUUGCUAUGAUAUUGUUGCAGAUCCUCGACGAGGGUAGUGUAACGGAUAGUCAAGGACGCAAGGUUGAUUUCAAGAAUACGAUCAUCUGCCUAACAAGUAAUCUCGGUUCAGAUAUUCUCGCUCACCACUCCGCUUCUACCCCCGACGGAAAAGUUACACCACAAGCAAGAGACGAGGUUCUGCAACGCACCACAGAAUACUUCCCUCCUGAAUUGCUGAACCGUCUCGAUUCUAUGGUCGUAUUCAACAAGCUCUCGCGAGAAUCCAUUCUGCAGGUUGUCUCGCUACGUUUGAACGACGUUGCAGAGCGAUUGAAGAGUAAACGAAUCACGCUUGACGUCGAUCACAAGGCAAGGGAGUGGCUGGCAGGUCAAGGCUACUCAGAGGUAUAUGGGGCGCGAGCCAUCGCAAGGGUCGUAAGACAAGAGGUUUUAUUCCCGUUGGCUCAGAAGCUAUUGCGGGGUACGAUCCGUGACGGUGAUGCGGUCGUUAUUCGCGUGUCCGAGGAUAACAAGCUUCACAUACACGAUAACCACGAACCAGAGUCCUCCAUACAAGAAUCACGAACACCCGCAGAAGCAUAG
Marasmius oreades (fairy-ring Marasmius) is the source of this 2394-nucleotide messenger RNA. RefSeq lists its product as uncharacterized. Gene Ontology annotation, biological process: cellular response to heat. NCBI's taxonomy places the organism in Eukaryota, Fungi, Basidiomycota, Agaricomycetes, Agaricales, Marasmiaceae. The coding region runs from base 1 to 2394 and encodes 797 amino acids. The record is from RefSeq and is a predicted model, not a curated record. Gene Ontology annotation, cellular component: mitochondrial matrix; cytoplasm. Gene Ontology annotation, molecular function: ATP binding; ATP hydrolysis activity. The transcript has 15 exons.